CUGUGCCAUCCAUUCAGCUAGAUCGAUCGAUCAAGAGAAGCCAAGAACAUCGAUCGAUCGCUUGGACAUGGCGUCCGAGAAGGUGGAGACGAUCGUGGCCGGGAACUACGUCGAGAUGGAGCGAGAAGGCGGCGGCGCCGGCGCCGGCGCCGAAUCCAGCAGCGCCGCGCCGUCGUCGGGCAGCAAGCUCGCCCUCUCCAGCCUCUUCUGGCACGGCGGCUCCGUCUACGACGCCUGGUUCAGCUGCGCCUCCAACCAGGUGGCGCAGGUGCUGCUGACGCUGCCCUACUCGUUCUCGCAGCUGGGCAUGGCGUCGGGGGUGGCGUUCCAGGUGUUCUACGGCCUGAUGGGGUCGUGGACGGCGUACCUGAUCAGCGUCCUCUACGUGGAGUACCGCACCCGGCGGGAGCGCGAGAAGGUGGACUUCCGCAACCAUGUCAUCCAGUGGUUCGAGGUGCUCGACGGCCUCCUCGGCCGCCACUGGCGCAACGUCGGCCUCCUCUUCAACUGCACCUUCCUCCUCUUCGGCUCCGUCAUCCAGCUCAUCGCCUGCGCCAGCAACAUCUACUACAUCAACGACAGGCUCGACAAGCGGACAUGGACGUACAUCUUCGGGGCUUGCUGCGCCACCACCGUGUUCGUCCCGUCGUUCCACAACUACCGGGUCUGGUCGUUCCUCGGCCUGCUCAUGACGUCCUACACCGCGUGGUACCUCACCGUUGCCGCCGUCGUCCAUGGCAAGGUCGACGGGGUGACGCACACGGGACCGUCCAAGAUGGUGCUCUACUUCACCGGCGCCACCAACAUCCUCUACACCUUCGGCGGCCACGCCGUCACCGUGGAGAUCAUGCACGCGAUGUGGAAGCCGCAGAGGUUCAAGAUGAUAUACCUGGUGGCCACGCUGUACGUGCUGACGCUGACGCUGCCGUCGGCGUCGGCGAUGUACUGGGCGUUCGGCGACAUGCUGCUCGACCACUCCAACGCCUUCUCGCUGCUGCCGCGGACCGGGUGGCGCGACGCCGCGGUGGUGCUCAUGCUGGUGCACCAGUUCAUCACCUUCGGCUUCGCCUGCACGCCGCUCUACUUCGUGUGGGAGAAGGCCAUCGGGGUGCACCACGGCGCCGGCGUGCUCCGCCGCGCGCUGGCGAGGCUCCCCGUCGUGCUGCCCAUCUGGUUCCUCGCCGUCAUCUUCCCCUUCUUCGGGCCCAUCAACUCCACCGUCGGCUCCUUCCUCGUCAGCUUCACCGUCUACAUCAUCCCGGCGCUCGCCCACAUGGCCACCUUCGCGCCGGCGGCCGCCAGGGAGAACGCCGUCGAGCCGCCGCCGCGCGCGCUGGGAGGCUGGGCGGGCACCUUCGCCGCCAACUGCUUCGUCGUCGCGUGGGUGCUCGUCGUCGGCUUCGGCUUCGGCGGCUGGGCCAGCACCGUCAACUUCGUCCGCCAAGUCGACACCUUUGGCCUCUUCACCAAAUGCUACCAGUGCCCUCCCAAACACUAAGAACAUAAUCUCCAUUGUCUCUUCUCGAGAAAUUGAUCGAUCUUGAUCCUUCCCUACCUUCUUGCACAGAGCAGAAAAAGUUCAGAGCUUGAAAGCUUCACGCAUCUCCCAUGUCGAUCGAUCGAGCUCAUGACAUUAUUGGUUAUGAUUAGUGACGGCAUAUUUGUCUGAGAGGAGAGCUAUUCCUGCAUGUAUGCAUGUGUGUGUAUGUGUGUACGAUUGGUGAUGAAUUGGUAUAUGGAUCGAAUUGAACAAUAUAUAUGUACCUCUCUGCUCUGAAUCGUACUGAUGCAUGUUCAGUUAGGUUAA
Messenger RNA from Oryza brachyantha (malo sina), 1807 nucleotides. RefSeq names its product putative auxin transporter-like protein 4. Lineage: Eukaryota; Viridiplantae; Streptophyta; Magnoliopsida; Poales; Poaceae. The transcript is spliced from 2 exons. Gene Ontology annotation, cellular component: plasma membrane. The record is from RefSeq and is a predicted model, not a curated record. The coding region runs from base 68 to 1498 and encodes 476 amino acids.